AUGGAGGAAUCUAUGGAGGAAUCUAUGGAGGAAUCUAUGGAGGAAUCUAUGGACGAAUCUAUGGAGAAAUCUAUGGACGAAUCUAUGGAGAAGUCUAUGGACAAAUCUAUGGACGAAUCUAUAGAGAAAUCUAUGGACGAAUCUAUGGAGAAAUCUAUGGAAGAAUCUAUGGAAGAAUCUAUAGAGAAAUCUAUAGAGGAAUCUAUGGAAGAAUCUAUGGAGGAAUCUAUGGAAGAAUCUAUGGAAGAAUCUAUGGAGGAAUCUAUGAAUGAAUCUAUAGGGGAAUUUAUGAAGAAAUCUAUGGAGGAAAUCUAUGGAGGAAUCUAUAGACAUUAUAUGAAUACAGGAGAUACACCUAAUCCACAUAAUCUAAUCAACUGA
Molecule: messenger RNA, 381 nt
Organism: Apis dorsata (giant honeybee)
Lineage: Eukaryota; Metazoa; Arthropoda; Insecta; Hymenoptera; Apidae
Product: autophagy-related protein 11-like
Exons: 2
Coding region: 1-381 (126 amino acids)
Source: RefSeq, a predicted model, not a curated record